CUGAUCUGCUAUCAAACUUGGCACUGAAAGCGAUCUUUCACAAAAAUUAAGACCCCACCUCCUUUUGAGCCCACUCUAUCUUUUCUAUGCACCUUAUAACCAGGAACAUGUAAAGCUGACGAUGGUGAAUUUUCAUUAAGCCAAGUCUCCGUUAGGCACAAGAAAUCUUAGAUUUUAGAUUUAAAACUUCUUAUAUUUAAAUGCCCUCCUAAAAUACCCCUAGGCUUUAGUUUGGGAUCCCAAAUUAUUCUUGAGUGAUUGACAGUCUGGAAUAUAUUCAGUUUCCUGUUUUUAGUAAUUGCAACAUUUAGAAUUUUUGAAUGUCUGCAUAUUUUUUGAUUAGUUAUUGCAGGUAUUAUAGCCUUAUGGUUUACAGUGCACGCCGUCUGAUCGAAUGACGACUUAGCUGAAUUUGUUGAUAGUUCCACUGUUGAUCCAGCAACGCAACCGCUGGGCACAGUGUCCGCUGGAAUCCCCUCCGCGGCCAGAGCCGCGACACAUCGCUGAUCUCGCCGCCGGUCCGCUGGUGCGAAGGCGGCUCCCCCCAAGUGUGCCCCCGGCAAAUCAACCGGCGUUCCCACGAGAAAGGCCGCAGGAACUUGAACAGGCAACCCGCAUCCAGCGGCGCCCACGGAGCAUAGACGGCGAACAAGGAGGCGCUAUGACUUUCUUCUUCAGUUCACCGGUAAAACCACUGAAGAAAGAAAGAAGCCUGGCUCACUCAGAAGAUGUUGAUCAUGAAAGCGCAGGUGGAUGUGAUCUGCUGUAAAUCAGUAGGAACUGAUCUGUCCAUGCUGGAUAUUGAGGAUUUCAUCACAGAAAUCUGUCGGCUGAAGAAAGAGGUGGCGUCACUGGAGGCAAAGCUGAGAGAAAGAGGAGACAAACUGAACAGAGAGGUUUCAACAGCUCUUCAUUUCUUCCUUCAACUCAAACAAACCAAAGAUCUGGAGAAGGUUUCAGUGCAUGUGACUGAUGGGACAGAAGCUCAGGAUCAUGAAUCCACUGAUCAAAUCUCUGACUGUAACGCUGGAGAACAGCAGAUGCUGCAGACGCCGCUGAAGAUGUGCUCCGUCAAACUGGUGGACUGCAGGAACCUGAUCGAGAGCAGAGCAGAAGAAACCACCGCAGAGGAACAACAACACAGUCAUGAGGAAGAUCAUGAUAAUAUGUUCAUCAUGAAAGCGCAGGUGGAUGUGAUCUGCUGUAAAUCACUAGGAACUAAUCUGUCCAUGCUGGAUAUUGAGGAUUUCAUCACAGAAAUCUGUCGGCUGAAGAAAGAGGUGGCGUCACUGAAGGCAAAGCUGAGAGAAAGAGGAAACAAACUGAACAGAGAGGAUCUGGAGAAGGUUUCAGUGCAUGUGACUGAUGGGACAGAAGCUCAGGAUCAUGAAUCCACUGAUCAAACCUCUGACUGUAACGCUGGAGAACAGCAGAUGCUGCAGACGCCGCUGAAGAUGUGCUCCGUCAAACUGGUGGACUGCAGGAACCUGAUCGAGAGCAGAGCAGAAGAAACCACCGCAGAGGAACAACAACAGAGUCACGAGGAAGAGCGAGAAGAUGAUUGGAUUGAUGAUGAUAAAGUUGUUGAAACUGAUGAUGAGAAUGAUGGUAAUGAUGGGACAGAAGCUCAGGAUUCAGUCUGUAUUGUCAGAGAUCAGAGAUCCAGAGACACACAGGACUCAGAGCUCAGCCUCACUUUACUCUGUUUUUCAGACGCUCAGGAUCAUGAAUCCACUGAUCAAACCUCUGACUGUAACGCUGGAGAACAGCAGAUGCUGCAGACGCCGCUGAAGAUGUGCUCCGUCAAACUGGUGGACUGCAGGAACCUGAUCGAGAGCAGAGCAGAAGAAACCACCGCAGAGGAACAACAACAGAGUCAUGAGGAAGAGGAUGAGAAUAAUGGGAAUGAUGAAGAUGAUCAGAAUAAGGAUGAUGAAGAUCAGAAUGAUGAUGUUGAUGAUUAUGACUUUGUUCCUUCAGAUGAUAACACUGGUUCAUCUUCUGAUGGAGAAACUGCCUCCACAUCCAAAGAGCGAUGGACAGUGACGGACUGUGGAAAGACAUUCAGCAAACAGGGUCAUUUAGUGAGACAUAAGAAAAAACACACAGAACAGAAGGAAUUCACUUGCAAGAGAUGCAACAUCAGCUUUCCUACCUUCAAAGAGAAGAAACGUCAUUCAAAAAAGCACGAAGUGAAGAAGGAGUUUCGCUGCGAACAGUGUGGGAAGGAGUUUUUCACCUUUCCUUAUAGUAUGAGAGCUCACAUGAAGACACACGAGGAAAAGUCUUUCCAGUGCAAUGUGUGUAACAAGUUUUUCCGCAACAUUAGUAAUCUUUCUAUUCAUAAGAGGAUCCACACGGGUGAAAAGCCAUACAAGUGCCCUCACUGCGAGAAGAGCUUCAGCCAGAGAACGCAUCUGAAGAACCAUCUACUCAUGCACACCAAUGAGAGACCGUAUCAGUGCCCUCACUGCGAGAAAAGCUACAACCUCAGAUCAGAUCUAAAGAAACAUGUACUCAAGCACAGCAAUGAGACGCCGCAAAACAAUUUACUCAAGCACAGCAAUGAGAGCCCGAAUCAGUGCCCUCACUGCGAGAAGAGCUUCAGUCUCAGAUCGGCUCUGGAAAAACAUCUGCUCACGCACAGCAAUGAGAGGCCAUACCAGUGCAGUGAAUGUGGAAAAACCUAUAAAAACUCAACUUCUCUAAAGGCACACCAAAAAAUACACUCUGAGAAACCAUAUCAGUGUUCACACUGUGAGAAACGUUUCCAUCAUUCGACUCACCGGAAAACCCAUGAGAGGAUUCACACCGGAGAGAAACCGUAUCUGUGCUCCGACUGCGGGAAGAGCUUUGCUAGUUCAUUUUCGUACAGGAUUCAUCAGAGAGUUCACACAGGAGAAAGACCGUAUCCCUGUAGUGAUUGCGGGAAGAGUUUUUAUAAGCCAAGUGACUUGAAAAUACACAGGAGGACUCAUACAGGAGAAAAACCUUUUAAAUGCUCACAUUGUGACAAGACUUUUCCUCGAGCAAGUGCCAAGAAUGUCCAUGAACGACAUCACACAGGAGAAAAACCUUACCGUUGCUCCAUCUGCGGCGAGAGAUUCGCUUUUAUAUGGGUUUUUCAGACCCACAAGAAGAAACAUGCUGCUCCAGGAUCAUCAUAGCUUCAUCAUUAGCCAGUAAAUAGUUUUAUGUUGUGUGAAAGGAAAGGGGAAAAAAAAUAUUUUAUGGUUGUAAAAAAAAAAAAAAAAAUCAUAGCUUUAUCAUUAAUCAGUAAUUAGUUUUAGGUUGUAUUAAAAAAACAAACAAAAAAAACACCUUGUGGUGUUACCGCAAUAUUAUUUUAAGGUUGUAAAAAAAAUAAUAAUAAUUGUAAUUGUGUAAUUUAAUUGCGGUGUAAUACAAUUAAAAAUGCAAGUUUUUGUUACUGUUUGUUUCGGGUAGCUUCUUCUUGUAGACUAUAAACACUAAAACAGUAAUAUUGUGAAUUAUUAUUCCAGCGCAAAAUCACUUUUUUCUAUUUUAAAACACAUGACCCUACAGAAAUCAUUCUAAUAUGCUGAUGUGCUGCUAAAGAAAUCUCUUAUCACAGUUGAAAAUGCUUGUGUUGCUUAAUGAAGUGUGGAAACUGACAUUCAGUGUUCAGGAUUCACGAAAAGGGCAUAGAAUGGCAUUUCUUUCAUAUACAAAAGAAAACGCUCUCUGUAACAACUUUAUAGCUAAAAAAUUCGACCAGGGUUAUGCGUGUGAAAAGCAUUAUAUAU
Molecule: messenger RNA, 3767 nt
Organism: Onychostoma macrolepis
Lineage: Eukaryota; Metazoa; Chordata; Actinopteri; Cypriniformes; Cyprinidae
Product: zinc finger protein ZFP2-like
Exons: 7
Coding region: 729-3167 (812 amino acids)
Biological process (GO): regulation of transcription by RNA polymerase II
Molecular function (GO): DNA-binding transcription factor activity; RNA polymerase II cis-regulatory region sequence-specific DNA binding
Source: RefSeq, a predicted model, not a curated record